AUGUUUCCUCCAGUGGAAUUAAAGAUAUAUAUGAGUAAUACCGAUUGGGAUCCUGCGGAAAAUUGCUUGACGCUGUUGUGGGGUUUAUCAACUAGAGAAGACAUGCAAGACAAGGACUUUAUCAGGGCUUCAAAAGAAAUGUCAGGAACUUUUCACAGUUUCUUGAUUCUUUGCUCUCGAAAAGGUAAGGAUUGGCUUCCUCCUGUCAUUUUGGGGCGGUUGAAUGAACGUUUUCAAGAAGAAGUCUUCCUCGCCGGUUUUCCCUGUUUCUGCGUUUUGAUCAAAUUAUGUGAGAUAGCUUCAGGCUUGGCAUCAACUGAGGAUCUAAGGGGUUCUUACUUGCCGAAAUUGCCUUCGAUGCAUGGCUUACAAACCGUCACCUCCACCGGCUCGUCCCGAGCCAAAGACGAUUUCUUCGUAAGCAAAAGGAAGAGAAAGAAGCUUCACUUUUGUAAGAUUUCUUUCAUGGAUGUCACCAAUGUUUAA
Molecule: messenger RNA, 486 nt
Organism: Arabis nemorensis
Lineage: Eukaryota; Viridiplantae; Streptophyta; Magnoliopsida; Brassicales; Brassicaceae
Source: the annotation of a GenBank genome assembly